CAGACAGAUGUGUUGUGUGCCUUUUUUACAAUAAAUAAAUUAAAUAGAAUAAUAAAAUUAUAUUUUAAUUUUAUUAUUCUAAAUAAUUUAGCGGUUGCUGUCGGUUGUCGGUGCCGGUGGUUUUCGGUGGAAAAAACAAAAAGUUGUUAAAUAAUAUACUUGUUGCUGUGUACAACUCACAGGAUCUCGGCGCCAAGUCAAGUUUAGUUUUAGUUUAGUUUGCCAUUGCCUUAGGACAGGCAGGCUAAUCGGUGUGUAUGUGGUGACUUUAGUUGAUACCUUAGCACAAAAACUAUUCAUAUAAAAAGAAAACACAGUGCUUCAACAAAUUAAAAAAUUAAUUAACUGGUUUUUUUGAGAAGUUCCUUUAGUGGUUUGUUCAUCUACAUUAAACUAUAGACAGAAAAAUGGCUAUAUCUAGAAGAUUUUUAAAAUUAAACUCUAAUAUAUUUACGUUUUACAAGAUAAGUUGGAAUGCGUACAGUACAAUAAACAGGAGCAAAAUAUAUGGUGAUGUAAAUGAGGCAAUUAAAGAUGUUAAGGAUGGUUCCAAACUGUUGGUCGGAGGAUUUGGACUAUGUGGAAUACCUGAGAAUCUUAUCAAAGCUUUAAACAAUAAGCCUGUCACACAGCUAACUGUUGUGUCUAAUAAUGCAGGCGUGGAUGAUUUUGGGUUAGGUGUAUUGCUUAAAAAAAAGCAAAUUAAAAGAAUGAUUGCAUCGUAUGUUGGAGAAAAUGCAGAAUUUGAGAGACAAUAUUUAAGUGGAGAAUUGGAGGUAGAACUAACUCCUCAAGGAACACUAGCUGAAAGGAUAAGGGCAGGAGGGGCUGGUAUACCAGCCUUUUAUACUCCAACUGGUUAUGGGACUUUGAUCCACGAGGGUGGUGCUCCUAUCAAAUACACUAAGGAUGGAAAGGUAGACAUAGCAAGUUCUGCCAGAAAUGUCCAACAGUUCAAUGGAAAUAAUUACAUAAUGGAAGAAGCCAUCACUGGUGAUUUUGCACUGGUUAAAGCCUGGAAAGCAGAUAAGCACGGCAAUUUGAUAUUCAGGAAGAGCGCUCGCAACUUCAAUCCAGCAAUUUGUAAAGCUGCUAGAAUAACUAUUGCCGAAGUUGAAGAAAUAGUGGAUGAAAUUGAACCAGACAUAGUACAUGUUCCGUCCAUAUAUGUACAUAGGAUUGUUUUAGGAGACAAAUUCGAAAAACGCAUUGAAAGAAGAACUAUAAGUAAACCUCAAGAAAGCAAAGGCACUAAACCUUCAGAUUUGAUGAGGGAACGAAUUAUAAGAAGAGCAGCUUUAGAAUUUAAAGAUGGCAUGCAUGCAAAUUUAGGAAUUGGGAUGCCGAUGCUUGCUAGCAACUAUGUCCCGAAAAAUGUAAAAAUUCUGUUGCAGUCUGAAAACGGUAUUCUCGGUCUGGGACCGUUCCCUAGCGAGGAAGAUGUCGACGCUGAUCUUAUUAACGCUGGGAAGGAAACCGUCACCAUACUACCUGGAGCGUCGUUUUUCUCAUCAGACGACAGUUUCGCGAUGAUAAGAGGAGGCCAUAUUGAUUUAACGAUACUGGGAGCCAUGCAAGUGUCGCGGUUUGGAGACUUGGCCAAUUGGAUGAUUCCUGGUAAAAUGGUAAAAGGUAUGGGGGGUGCGAUGGACUUGGUGUCCGCGCCGAGGACCAAAGUGAUAGUGACUAUGGAGCACGCGGCGAAAAAUGGCGCCCAUAAAAUACUGCCGGAAUGUUCGUUGCCGCUGACCGGGAAGAACUGUGUGGACAUGAUCAUCACAGAGAAGUGCGUUUUUGAAGUGGAUAAAGAAAAGGGUCUGACUCUAACGGAAUUGGCCGACGGAGUGACCGUCGAGGAUGUUCUCGUCAGUACGGGCUGCGAGUUCAACGUUGCGCCAACGUUGAAGAAAAUGGGUGACGUCACACAAAUUGACAAUGCAUAAAGGUCACUAAUUCCUACAAAUACGACCGUAAUUGAUAUAGAAAAUAAGAGGAAAAAUCUGUUUUACAAAGGGAAGGACAAUGGGAAAAUUGUUGUAUAUACAUAACCACAAUGUCUAAUCUCAACUAUUUUCUUUUGAUAUCACAUUCCUAUUAAAAUCUGCCAAGGCUUGGGGUUCUUGAUCUAUUGACUCAUGUAUUCCCUCACCCUUUUAAUGUGGUUGAUUAUAUUAAUGAGAGCUCAACUUACGUUGGACAUUUCUACAGGAUGUCGCAUAAUUAUCCUUUAUUUAUUAAAUUAUCAAAUCAAUUUUAAUUAAUUUAUUAAAUUUGAUUUGAUCUAAAUAAAUUUACUAAAUUUGAUUUGAUUAAUUUAGACUAAAGUUCUCUACUAAACGAAAAAAAAAUAUUAACAGGAGAAAAAUAGUAAAUAGUAAAAAUAGUAUACUUACAAAGAAAAAAUUUUACUUUCGAUUGCCAAAUUUCUGAAAUAAAUAUUCAAUUAGGUAAUCGAAAAAUGUCAACAUGCUUAUUAUAAUAUUUUAAACGUCCAGUUAAUAAAAUUAAUUUUAAAUUAAUUUUAUAAUAAAAAAUCGAAACUGGACGUUUAAAAUAUUUAGUUAAAAAAAAAUUGUACGAAUUAAAAUAGAGUGAAAGUUUUUUUUUUCAUUUACAUAAAUAAAAAAAAUAUGUUCCAAUUAUAUUUAUUGAUGUAAAUAACAAUAUUAAAUUGACCAUAUUUUAUAUUAUUUAAUAAGAAAAAAUAUCAGUAAUCAGAGUGUAUUAACUUUUUUUUGCAUAUCGUGUAACUUUGUUAUUUCUAGUCUUUAAGAGUCAUUUUAAAUUUUUUCUGAUUAACAUACAUUACUUAAAAGUUGAAAUAUCAUUGUAAAUCUACAGAGCUCAACUUGUUAAUACUAACUUAUUCUUAAGUUUUAAAAUCAAUAUUACAUAUAUUUUUUGUUUAUGACUGAUUUAUUUUUAUAUUAUUGUACAUAC
Bicyclus anynana (squinting bush brown) is the source of this 2940-nucleotide messenger RNA. RefSeq names its product succinyl-CoA:3-ketoacid coenzyme A transferase 1, mitochondrial (gene SCOT). Gene Ontology annotation, cellular component: mitochondrion. The coding region runs from base 408 to 1943 and encodes 511 amino acids. Gene Ontology annotation, molecular function: succinyl-CoA:3-oxo-acid CoA-transferase activity. The transcript is spliced from 9 exons. Lineage: Eukaryota; Metazoa; Arthropoda; Insecta; Lepidoptera; Nymphalidae. The record is from RefSeq and is a predicted model, not a curated record. Gene Ontology annotation, biological process: ketone body catabolic process.